AGUGACUUCUCGCGGCUACGCUGCUCUAUGUUAUCCCAUCACGUUCGCGUAUCACUCCGUGUGCGUCGAGUGCGUUGGCUUCGUGCGUGAAGUAAAAGAGCUCGGAGGAAAGCUGAACGUGCACGAGACGAACGUCCAUCACAGCGGGCCAGGAUGCAGGAGUCUCAGCCGAAGAAGGGCAAAAAGGCCAGGAGAAAGCAAAAUGACAGUGAUGAUGAUAUCGAGAAAGUUCUGGCGGAGUUGGCCUUGGAGUAUUCCGGAGAGAAACCAGUUAAGGACAAAGCUGAAAGCAAACCUGAGCCCAGUGAGCAAAAGAUUGAUGACGAAGACAAGAAGAAAAAAGGAAAGAAGGAUAAGAAAAAGGAAAAGGCUGAAAGGAACGAUGUGAAAGCAGAGGAAGCUGACAGUAGUGCAGCAGCCCUGGAAACAAAUAAUGGACAAGACAUGGACGUGGAAGUUGGCACUGUGAAAACAGCGGCGCAAAAAAAGAAGGAGAAGAAGGAGAGGGAGAAGCAGAAGAAACUGGCGCAGAAAAAAGCGGAAGUUACCAAGGAAGGCACGAAAAAGGUAGAGGAUGACGAAGUAAUAAAAGCUGAUGAUAAGAAGAAUGAUAAACCUGUACCUGAAAAGAAGCAAGAUAGCUUGGAGGUCGACGUUGAUGUUGAGCCUGAAGAUGGCAAGAAGAAAAAGAAGAAAGGCGCUAAGGAAGAAGGAGUAGGCGCUAAAGAGAAAGGCAAAGGUCCUGGGAAGAAAACCAUUGCCGCUAUGCAGGAAGCUUUGAGGAAGUUGAAGGAAGAGGAAGAGAGAUUGAAACGCGAAGAGGAAGAAAGGAUGCGACAGGAAGAAUUACGGGAACAGGCGCGACUCGAACAGUUGCGUCUCGAACAGGAACGCAAGGAGAGGAAGAAGUUGAAGGAGAAGCAACGGAAGGAGAGGCUGAAGGCGGAGGGGAAAUUCCUAACGACGAAGCAGAAACAAGACAGAGUCAGGGCGCAAGCUAUGAUCGAGGCGCUCAAAGCACAGGGUCUUGACUUGCCGGAUGUUGGAGAGAAGAAACCCAGGCCAGGAACGCGAAUCAGGCCGAAUAAGUUGAAGCAGCAAGUCAGUGUAGAGAAGAAGGAAGACGAGAAGCUUGAGAAUAAUGAAGCACCUGCGGAUCAAGUGCAGAUGGAAAUUGUGGAUCAGCCAACGGAGGUGAAGGAGAAAAAGGAGGACGACGAUGUUAAGGACUCAUGGGAUGCCGACAGCACUGAGGACGAGCAGGAAGAAGAUAAAUCGGACGAUGCUACCAAGACCCCUGAGAAGACGAAAGAACAGCCGGUUGAGGGAACUCCCGUCAAGGCCGAGUCGGAGAAGAAGGAGUCCUCGGAGAGUGAGAUGGAGAGCGAGAGCGGUAGUGAGUCCGAGUUAGAGGGCGACGAGAGCGACGAGGACAGCGAGGUGGAGGAUAAGCUGCCGGAUGCCGCGCGCAAGAAGGAACGCGUCCGAGAGCGGAUCCAGAAUCGUCGCAUCGAGGCCGAGAAGAAGAAGUCGCUGGAUAAUCUGAGGGCGGCCGUCGUCUGUGUUUUGGGCCACGUGGAUACCGGCAAGACGAAGAUUCUGGACAAACUGAGGAGUACGAAGGUGCAAGAUGGUGAAGCCGGUGGCAUAACUCAGCAGAUCGGUGCGACUAAUGUGCCAAUUGCGGAUAUUCAAAAGUCGACGAAACACGUGAGAGGCUUCGCCGAUAAGAAAUUAAAAAUCCCGGGUCUCCUGAUCAUAGACACGCCCGGUCACGAGUCGUUCAGCAAUCUCAGAAGCAGAGGGUCCUCUCUUUGUGAUAUAGCGAUCUUAGUUGUAGAUAUUACUCACGGGCUAGAACUACAAACGUUAGAGAGUAUCAAUCUGUUGAAAGCGAAGAAAUGUCCCUUCGUGGUCGCCCUCAAUAAAAUCGACAGGUUAUACGAUUGGCAGGCUGCCGAAGAACUGAAUCCUAUGGACGUGCAGGAUAUAGUGAAGAAUCAAGCACCUAAUACUCAGCGGGAAUUCGAAAAGCGGUCGAAAGAGAUCAUUGUACAGUUCGCCGAACAGGGUCUGAACGCGGCGUUGUUUUACGAGAAUCCAGAUCCCAGGAGUUACGUGUCAUUAGUCCCAACCAGUGCCAUAACAGGCGAAGGUAUGGGCAACCUGUUGGCCUUAAUAGUCGACGCUUGUCAAGGCCCUCUGGCCAGGAGACUGAUGUACAGCGAGGAGCUGCAAGCUACCGUAUUGGAAGUCAAAGCAUUGCCGGGACUUGGUACCACGAUAGACUGUAUUCUAGUCAAUGGAAUGCUAAGGGAGGGCGAUACGGUCAUUAUCGCUGGCACGGACGGACCUAUUGUAACGCAAAUUCGCUCGCUUCUUAUGCCGAAGCCGUUGAAGGAAUUCAGAGUUAAGAACGAGUUCAAGGAACAUCGCGAAGUCAAGGCUGCUCAAGGAGUGAAAAUUGCCGCGAAGGAUCUGGAGAAGGCCAUCGCCGGCUUAAAUAUGCAAGUCGCGCAGAAACCAGAUGAGGUGGAAGCGUUGAAGGAAGAGAUAGCCAAGGAGCUGUCGAGCGCCCUUGGAAACAUACGGCUAGCUGAACGAGGAGUUUACGUCCAGGCUUCUACUUUGGGCGCCCUUGAAGCGCUACUGGAUUUCCUGAAGAGCAGCAAGAUACCGUACGCUGGGAUUCGCAUCGGACCGGUCGUCAAGAAGGACGUCAUGAAGGCUUCCAUCAUGCUGGAGCACGACAGCCAGUACGCCACGAUUCUCGCGUUCGACGUGAAGAUCGAGAGGGACGCGCAGGAAUUGGCGGACUCGCUGGGCGUCAAGAUCAUGCAGGCGGACAUUAUUUACCACCUGUUCGACCAAUUCACCGCCUACAGGGAGGAACUGAAGCAGCGCAAGCGGGACGAGUACAAGCACAUCGCCGUGUUCCCGUGCAAGCUGAAGAUCCUGCCGCAGCACGUGUACAACUCGAGGGACCCGAUCGUGAUCGGCGUGAUGGUCGAGGCUGGCAUCGUCAAGGAAGGAACGCCGCUCUGCGUCCCGAGCAAGGACUUCGUCGAAUUAGGCAUGGUGACUAGCAUACAGUACGAUCAAAAAUCCAUGAAAACGGCGAGAAAAGGUCAGGAGGUCUGCAUCAAAAUUGAACCCAUACCGGGCGAAGCGCCGAAAAUGUUCGGCCGCCACUUCGAGGCAAAGGACUUCCUCGUCAGCAAGAUAAGCAGACAGAGCAUAGACGCCUGCAAGGACUACUUCAGGGACGACUUGCUGAAGACCGACUGGCAGCUUAUGGUGGAACUCAAGAAGCUCUUCCAGAUACUCUAGGACACGCUGAUGGUCGCGACGACAUUAUCCAAGGGCCUCCCGUCACUCUAACGGCGACUGCGAGAAGACCGGCCUGCCGGCUUCGACAUCCUAGCGAGGUACACUCGAGAUCAUCGAACGAGCGUUUCCUCGAGCCGUCCCGAUCGAUACACACCGUGACCGUUGUCGUUCCGCAUUGCGCGUCUCGGGACGCUGCAUGCUCUCGAACUCACCCCCGUCUUUCUCUCCCUGAUCGCGAGUCCGCCGCACCUUUCCCGUCCCCCUUCCUUGCCUCGACCAUCCGACCAUCCUUGUCUGGAUCCCGAAGAGCAUGCCACGGAGAACGAGAGGAAGAAGAGGAACGCGAAAGCGAUCUCGGCCUUGAAACCGCCGCCACGCGCUUCGCCUGCCUGAAAGCCCGUUUGGGCGCGAUCAUCGCGCAAUUGCGCCCGGGAUAUUCACGGAAUAGCACGUGGCCGGUGUACCCGCGAGUCUUGCCGGCGAGGACGGCGCGUCGUCGUCGGUCACAUCGGCGAGGAGCUUCUUGGAAAUGGGCGAUCGCGAGAAGAAGAGAGGAGAGCCGGAUGGGAACGUCGCGGGUGGCGACGACGUUGUAGAUACGCUGGAAGAGGAGACAACGAGAUGAUAAAGUGAGAGAUAGAGGGAGAGAAAGAGAGAGAUGGGGAUAAGGGACAGAAGGAGAAGAGACGAAGCAGAGGAAGUAGGAGA
Dinoponera quadriceps is the source of this 4038-nucleotide messenger RNA. RefSeq names its product eukaryotic translation initiation factor 5B (gene eIF5B). Lineage: Eukaryota; Metazoa; Arthropoda; Insecta; Hymenoptera; Formicidae. The record is from RefSeq and is a predicted model, not a curated record. Gene Ontology annotation, molecular function: translation initiation factor activity; GTP binding; GTPase activity. The transcript has 16 exons. The coding region runs from base 154 to 3330 and encodes 1058 amino acids.